AUGGCCCACUUCGUUCGACGAGACGGGAGAGAGUGGGAUAGAUGGGUGCCGUAUGCUUUAAUCGCAUAUCGAGCUCUGCCACACUCAUCCACUGGAUAUUCUCCAAACUAUUUCUUAUAUGGGAGAGAGGUGACACCUCCUUCAGAGAGCCUGGUAAGACCUACAACCGACGAGGAAAUAGAACCCCCCGUUGACAGGUUACAAAUGCGACUAAGAGAGACCUAUAAAGAGGCUCGGGAACGCAUGGAGAGGACCUGGACGCAAUGUACGGCACAGUGCAACAAACGAAGGAAACUACGGACGCUGGCAACCGGAGAAAUGGUGUACUUACAUGCACCGGCAGUCAAACCGGGCCACUGUAAGAAAUUCCACUGCCCCUGGUGUGGUCCUCAUGUAGUGAUUGAGAGAUUGUCAGGAGUUACUUACAGGCUUAAAUUAGUCAGUGGACAAACGGCUGUGGUACACGUGAACCGACUGAAACCGGCGAUUGUUGAAAGUACCGAAGAGGAACAGUCAGCAGAACAAAGAAGUCCAGCUGGUAACAAGGAUCCGGAGCAGAAGAGGAAGACUCGGACGAAGAAUAUUUGGCAACCAGAAUGGGAGCGGCAGUGUCCAGCGAUGAGGAGCCUCUUGAAAAACAGCCGUCCUUGCCAAUCAGGGUAA
Molecule: messenger RNA, 663 nt
Organism: Cimex lectularius (bed bug)
Lineage: Eukaryota; Metazoa; Arthropoda; Insecta; Hemiptera; Cimicidae
Exons: 1
Coding region: 1-663 (220 amino acids)
Molecular function (GO): nucleic acid binding
Source: RefSeq, a predicted model, not a curated record